Messenger RNA from Elaeis guineensis (African oil palm), 1902 nucleotides. RefSeq names its product endoglucanase 13. Gene Ontology annotation, biological process: carbohydrate metabolic process. The record is from RefSeq and is a predicted model, not a curated record. NCBI's taxonomy places the organism in Eukaryota, Viridiplantae, Streptophyta, Magnoliopsida, Arecales, Arecaceae. Gene Ontology annotation, molecular function: hydrolase activity, hydrolyzing O-glycosyl compounds; carbohydrate binding.
AUGGCUCUAAUCUCUGCUCUCAACCUAAAACCCACCGCUGACUGCCGGUGGAGUCAUGGCGAGAUCCAUGGUGUCGUUCAGCAUUGCGGCGAUGCUGGUGGUGUGCUCACUUGGCUCGAAGACACUGCAGUCGUGGCAAACGGGUUCAACUACAGGGAAGCCUUGGAGAAGAGCUUGCUAUUCUUCGAGGCCCAGAGGUCCGGCAAGCUGCCACCAGAUCAGCGUGUCAAAUGGCAUAGUGAUUCCGGCCUGAAAGAUGGGUUCGACCAAGGGGUGGACUUGGUAGGAGGAUACCAUGACUCUGGCGAUCAUGUUAAGUUUGGGCUGCCCAUGGCGUUUGCUGUGACAAUGCUUUCAUGGAGCAUCAUCAAGUUCGAGAAAGAGAUUGCCACUGCCAACCAAUUAGAGUACGCUCUAGAUGCAAUUCAGUGGGGAACUGAUUACUUCAUGAAGGCACACAAACAACCAGAUACCUUUUGGGCACAGGUUGGUGAUGGAGAUAGUGACCAUUACUGCUGGAUGAGGGCGGAGGAUAUGACAACUCCGAGGACUGUAUACAAGGUUGAUUCUGAGCAUCCAGGUUCCGACAUUGCUGCAGAGACUGCUGCGUCGAUGGCUGCAGCUUCUAUAGCUUUUAAGCCAUACAAUUCUUCGUACUCCAAGCUCCUCCUCUUGCAUGCAAAGCAGUUAUUCUCCUUUGCUGAUACAUUCCGAGGCCAAUAUGAUGACUCCAUCGACAUCGUUCGAAAGUACUACCCUUCAUCAUCUGGUUAUCAUGAUGAAUUGCUGUGGGCUGCUGCUUGGCUUUUUGAGGCGACUGAUGACCAAUACUACCUAAAAUAUGCUGCUGAUAAUGCUGUCUCCCUUGGUGGAACUGGGUGGGCUGUCAGGGAAUUCUCAUGGGACAACAAAUAUGCGGGUUUGCAGGUCCUUCUAUCAAAGGUACUAAUGGGGGGAGGCAAUGAAGCCUACAGUUCCACACUCAAGCAAUAUCAGGCCAAAGCUGAGUUCUUCCUGUGUGCAUGCCUUCAAAAGAACAAUGACUACAAUGUCGAGAUGACUCCAGGAGGUUUACUGUAUUUUGAUGAGUGGAACAACAUGCAAUAUGUUGCAACAGCAUCAUUCCUUUUGGCAGUUUACUCAGAUUUAUUAUCAAUGGAACAUGCUAAACUUGAAUGCCGAGAUGGCCUAGUUCAACCUGCAGAACUCCUUAAGUUUGCACAAUCCCAGGCUGACUACAUUCUUGGAAAGAAUCCAAAGUCCAUGAGCUACUUGGUUGGAUACCAAUGGAAUUACCCAACUCAUGUGCACCACAGGGGUGCUUCAAUACCAUCCAUUUUUGUUCUACCAUUCCCCAUCGGAUGCGUUGAAGGAUUUGAGAAGUGGUACUACCGUCAAGAGGGCAAUCCCAACGUCAUUAUGGGAGCUCUUGUUGGAGGUCCUGAUCGACGAGACCAGUUUUAUGAUGAUAGGUCUAACUACGAGCAAACUGAGCCCACAAUUGCUGGAAAUGCUCCUCUAAUGGGGCUUUUUGCAAGGUUAGCUAGUGCACCAGGAUACUCAGGUUAUCUUCCCAGAUAUUCAACAACAUCAACUUCAAAAGCAACUGCAGAGGUGCCUUUCGAAUUCCUCCAUACGAUAACCAACACAUGGAAAGACAAAGGUGUUGAUUACUACUGCCACCGGGUGACAGUCAAGAACACAGGCAGCAAGCCAAUAACUGACGUCAAGCUGCGCAUAGAGAAUCUCUCAGGGCCUCUAUGGGGCCUGUCACCGACAACAGAGAACAAUAUCUAUGAGCUUCCUCCAUGGCUCAAAUUAGUGAAGCCUGGAACACAGUUCAAUUUUGUUUAUAUCCAAGGAGGAUCACAAGCUAACUUUUCUGUUGUUAGCUACCACUAA